UCUGCGGCCAGGUUGGCCGAAGACCCUGCAAGAACUUUCCCGAAAACGCGCUGAUCAACGGAGCGGUGAACACCCAUAGAGGACGUUCCUACGUGGUGUUCAACGGUAACGCGGUGGGCGAGAUAGACGAAUGCGACCAGGACAAGAGAGUCGCCAAAUUUACGCCCCUCGAGGCGACGUUUCCCGGAAUAUCGAAAGGCGUGACGUCGAUAUUCCGCUACAUCGACGGCAAUCUGUACUUCACCACUCGGUCGCAGUUCUACAAAUUCAACGAAUUUACGAGGACCGUCUCGUCGGCCGGUAAAUUCGAUCUGCGGAUACUGAAUAUCGUCUGCCCUAAGGCCGAACUGCUGCAGCAGUUGCGCGAUCUCCUCGAUCGAAUCGUACGCCUCAACGAUAACUCGCUAACGUCGGCGAGCGAUUAUUGGAACGAUGACGACACCGGAGUUCGGCUCUCCGAUUUCCGCAUCCGCCGAAAGAAGUAG
Messenger RNA from Temnothorax curvispinosus, 485 nucleotides. RefSeq lists its product as uncharacterized. The transcript has a single exon. The record is from RefSeq and is a predicted model, not a curated record. Lineage: Eukaryota; Metazoa; Arthropoda; Insecta; Hymenoptera; Formicidae. The annotation marks the transcript as partial.